This is a messenger RNA of Gopherus flavomarginatus (Mexican gopher tortoise), 1660 nucleotides long. It is a transcript of the gene DYNLL2, whose product is annotated as dynein light chain LC8-type 2. NCBI's taxonomy places the organism in Eukaryota, Metazoa, Chordata, Testudines, Testudinidae. The coding region runs from base 137 to 406 and encodes 89 amino acids. The record is from RefSeq and is a predicted model, not a curated record. Gene Ontology annotation, molecular function: dynein intermediate chain binding; dynein light intermediate chain binding. Gene Ontology annotation, cellular component: cytoplasmic dynein complex. The transcript is spliced from 3 exons. Gene Ontology annotation, biological process: cilium assembly; microtubule-based process.
GCGAGCGCCGGGCAGAGCGGGGCACACGGCGGCAGCGGAGCGGGGGGAAGCGGCCGGCGGAGCGGGUGCGAGAGCGAGUGCGCGGCGGAGGCGCUUUGGGUCCGUUUGCCGGUGACUCCCGCGGGGCAGGUUCACAAUGUCUGACAGAAAGGCUGUGAUCAAGAAUGCAGACAUGUCUGAGGACAUGCAGCAGGAUGCUGUAGACUGUGCUACGCAGGCAAUGGAGAAGUACAACAUAGAGAAAGACAUUGCAGCAUAUAUAAAGAAGGAAUUUGACAAGAAAUACAACCCUACUUGGCACUGCAUUGUUGGCAGAAAUUUUGGCAGCUAUGUAACACAUGAGACAAAGCACUUCAUCUAUUUUUACUUGGGUCAGGUUGCAAUUCUUCUGUUCAAGUCUGGAUAGGAAGUUGGAGCAAGUGAAAUUUGGACUGUAAUGCACUGAUGGCUGAAGCCAAGAUUCCCUUUAACAUGGCUGUGCCGCUGCAUGGACUGUAUACUAUAUUUAAUGUGUAUAUGUUGCAGUAAAAUCUACUUCUGUUUAGUUGCCUGGGAAGAAGGCAGCAUUUUUUUGUUAUUGCUUUUUUUUGGUUGUAUUGCACUAGGAAAACUGUAAAUGCUUAAACAAUGGCCUUUCAGUGGGAAGAAAUAAAACUGUUCCACAAACAGCUCCCCCAGUAGUAACCUUUUCUUUGUUAAGGCAGGGAAAACACUUUUUUUUUGGUUGUGUUUUUUUUUUUUUUUUUUUGUUUAGCAGACCAAAAAGAGAUCAUCUUAUUGAGUUCAUAGUAAAUACUCUCGUUAGACUGUUUAAACUUCUGUCUGUGUAUUGAUGGAAGAAGGUCAACUUUCCUUUUCAGUUCUAGUCUGUGGGGUGGAUGUGAGAGCUGUAUCAAUUUGGCUUUGCUGGUCAUCUCAGCAGUUGGUGGGGGGAGAGGCCUUAUAAUGCCCAUGUAAGUUAGCUGGGAGGUAUUUUAAAAAGGUUUUCAUUCAAAAAGUGUAUUCCCAUCUUGGGACUGGAUGGCAAAUCAUACAACCUGGCCUUGAUGUUUGCUCUAGAAAUGCCCACACAACUGCCCUCAGAUCAGCCUACAUGGAUCAAUUAAACUCACAGCAACUUAAUCUAGUCUGAAACUUAUUAAAUGUUUCCCCUAAAUUUAUUUUUUGUAGGAGGAAGGAUCUCCUGGUCUCGGUUGAUUGGUGGUGUGAUCCAGAUCUUAGUUGCUGCCACUGAGACUAACUUUCUUAGGCCAACAGGUCUCUGUUCCAAAAUGGACUGGAAAUUUUUAAAUGUAGUGAUUGACACCAGAAUCUGGAAGACUUGAUUUGGCAUGUCUUUAUCCAGACAACACGACCUUAACUCAGGUCUUUCCCUAAAGUAACCUAGUCAUGUGGAAGACUUGUAGAUGGCCACUGUUGUCUCCAUCAGCUACAGUGAAAAUUCUCCAGGACUAGCUUCUGUGUUCCAAAUCUCUCUCCUCUCUUAGCAGAAACUGUUUUGUGAGGCAAAACUUGUGAACGUAUUUUCUGAAGACAGAAUGUUGUUCUUUCCAAUAGGGUCAGCAGUGUUGUCUUCUAGCUCAAACUGCAAGAAGGUUCUUCUGGAUCAUCCUAGGGUGGUGUCCCCUCCCCUUCAAUUCCCCUUCUCUCCUCCCCUCCC